AUGGCUGCUGUAGCAAAACUAUUGAAUGGACAUGUUCUUGAUAAAUCGAAUAGAAAUAUUGAUCUUAAUGAUGAAAAAUAUCAAGGAAAAUUUAUUGGUCUUUAUUUUAGUGCUCAUUGGUGUCCACCAUGUCGUAAUUUUACUCCCGUAUUAGUUGAAUUUUAUAAAAAAUAUGCUGAGGAAAAAAAACUUGAAAUUAUUUUUAUAAGUUCUGAUAAUGAUGAUGAAUCAUUUAAUGAAUAUUAUAAUGAUAUGCCUUGGUUAAAAUUAGAUUUUAAAGAACGUCAAAUAAAAGAAGAAUUAGAUACAAAAUUUGAAGUCGAUGGAAUUCCAUCAUUAAUCUUACUUGAUGGAGAUACAGGAAAUGUUCUUUGUAAUGAUGCAAGACAACAAAUUCAAUUUGAUGAUAAACAAGGUAAUCAUUUUCCAUGGAAUACUCCUCAAACAAAAAAAUCAUCUCGAUCUUGUAUUUGUUGUUAA
Messenger RNA from Adineta steineri, 480 nucleotides. Lineage: Eukaryota; Metazoa; Rotifera; Eurotatoria; Adinetida; Adinetidae. The record is from the annotation of a GenBank genome assembly.